Messenger RNA from Cuscuta epithymum, 7874 nucleotides. Lineage: Eukaryota; Viridiplantae; Streptophyta; Magnoliopsida; Solanales; Convolvulaceae. The record is from the annotation of a GenBank genome assembly.
CUCCUAAUACACUCCCCCUACACCCCAUUCGAACUCCCCAAGAUAAGAGAGAAGGAGAGAGCCACACAACAAAGAUAAGCCAAAGAGAGAGCAAGCUGUCCGCAGAUUCGUUCUUCAGUGCGUAGCUCUGAUUGUUUGAGCCAUAACUUGAGCUUCACUCGUCCAAAUAAGGCUUAUGAUAUACCAAAAGAAAGCUCUCAAGACGAGGAAUCCGUGAAGGUCUGGUUUGCAGAAAUCGGAGUAGUGGAAGGCUUCCAAACCGUCCGAACAAAACACAACCUCGCAGAAGAGGAUUUAAUCUUCUAAAGAAACGAGUUAACCGGAAAACACCCAUUCUAGGGGCUGUUUUCGUAUCAACGAUUAAGGGUUGAACUAGCACUUUGAGGAGGCUGUUUAACACUUAUAUUUGAGCAAGGAAUUAGUUCCAAAUCCACCUUGACCAAAGCUUUGACCAUUGGACCAAGAAGGGAAAGUUUAAAGCUCAAUUGAGGUUGAGGCUAGAGCUUGCUUCCUGUGCUCGUUGCUCGAGAGAUCAUCUAGGAGCGAAGACUUGGUUCGUGCUUCCUCCAUUCGGAUUUUAAACAUUAAUAAACAUGCUCAUGGAUAUUUUAUUAUAGAGCCUGCGUGCUCAUGAAUAGCCCUACGUGGCCCUUUCGUUUUAAACAAUGUUUUCCGCUGCUUUAUGAAUUACUUAUUAUGUUGUUUAUGGAUGACUUAUGUGUGAAUGAUAUUCAUGACGCCUUGUAUAAUAUGAAUGUGUUGAACUGCGGUUGACUAUUCGUAUUGUACGGCGGGUUGUCGACGUGUCCGGGGAGGUCCGGGGCGUGACAAUUAAGUUGGUAUCAGAGCCAUUAUCCAUAAACUUCAUAAUGAAGUCUCAAAAUUCUCUUUUUGAAAAGAUUUUGAAAACCAUGAGCAAAGAAGUUUUGUACUUGGAGAGCUUUUGGUACUUGGGUUGCAAGGUCUCUAAUUGUUAAGAUGGUACCCUUAGCAAUUGGUAUGGCGGUGACUCGAGCCAAAAUGUGUCUUAAGUACCUAUCCGUCAAUUGACAUUUGAUACGAGUCUAACGACUCUUUCCAAAUUUCUUUCAGAGAUGGACCGUGGUGGCAGGAUUACUAGGAGAAACCCGACCGGCCGCGUACCAGUGGAGACUGGACAGGGCAGUCGAAGGACCUCUAGGGCAUCUAGAGGAGCUGGCCGUGGAGGCCGAUCACAGACCGUAAGUGACGGUCAUGUGGACACAGAAAGUGAAACCUACUGGUCCUAUGAGGACUCGACUUACCAACCGGAAACCGAGCCGGUUGAGACCCCUUACGAAGGGGAUGACGAUGAUGUAAGUGAUGAAGAGGGGGAGAAUGACUCCCUAGCAAGAAUCGAGGCGCUACUCCAACAGUAUCACCGCGAGCGUGAAGAGAGGAGGGAACGCCGAAGACGCCGGGCUGGGCAACUUUCAGGCAUGGCUUCGAGAGGAGGAAGUCAUGGUGCAUCUAGAGUCCAUGUGGAACCACAUGGAGGCCAAAAUGAUGGAGGUCCAACCAUAAGGAUCUCCAAAUUCAUCAAAGAAGCAAGAGAUUUGGGGUGCAAACCCUUUGAUGGAGCAGGGGACAUUUCAGUUGCAGCACAAUGGAUCAAGAGGCUAAAUGAAGCAGCCCUUGACAUGCAAAUCGCGCCAAGUCUCAAACUGAGAAUUGCGGUAAGAUUGCUCGAGGGGAUGGCAUCCAAGUGGUGGGAUGGAACCAAGAGCAAGUACGGUGAGACCGUCGUUUGGGAGGACUUCCAACGGGAGUUCUUUGCCCAAUAUUAUUCUGAUUUUGAGGUGAACAAGAAGGUGAGGGAAUACACCCUCCUAACCCAAGGAGGUAACAUGACAGUGAAGGAACUUGAGUACAAGUUCCGGGAUCUCGCCGACUACAUACCGGAGUAUGCUUGUGACGAGAACCGAAUGGUAAACCACUUUUGGGAUGCUCUUGACUUGGAGAUACGUGAUAGGGCAACACAAUUGCCUAAUAUGACCUUCGCCCAAGUGGUUGACCAAGCGUUGAAGGGGGAGAAGCAGUGGGAGGAGAGGAAGAAGAGAGACGCCGAGGAGGCGAAAAAGAGAAAAUGGGAGAGUCAUGGCUCCCAAGGUUCCAACAAAAAGGGGAACCAUGGAGGAGGAUCUUUCCGUGCACCGCCGCCACCGUCUAGGGGGAAUCAAGGCCCGAGUGGGCAAGGCUCGAGGUCACAAACCUCGGUGGUAACUCGUUGCAACAAUUGCAAGAGGAACCACUCCGGUAAAUGUCGCGACCCCCUAGAUGUUUUCAAUGUGGGGAUGCCGGGCAUUUGAAGGCGCAUUGCCCACAAUUGGGUGGGACAAGGACAUCGGGACCGAGCAGUGGCCCGACGGGUACACGGAAUCAAACCGGAGCGUCUCAAGCGAGCCGGGGACAUGGGGGAGCGAGUACGAGCAACGCACCAUCCGUGAAUCAAGGAAGAACUCAAGCUAGAGUUUAUGCGAUGACGGAGGCGGAUGCUCGAGCUAACCCGGACUCGGUUGCAGGUAUUGCCCCUUGCACAAUUGUAUUUUGCCCAUAUUUAAUCCAUAAAUUGAUGACAUAAGUCAUAGGGAUUGAGUGCGAGCCAUUACGGGGUCAAACGGCGAAAUUCGGGCCAAAACUGACCAAAAACAGGGACGCACGAUCGUGCGUCCAACCCCACCCACGAUCGUGCAUAGGGGGCAGGGGCUCCGGGUGAUUUUCGCGCAGGACACACGACCGUGCGUGCCGGUACGCACGCCGUGCGUGGACGCACGAUCGUGCGUGUCCGGGUACGCACGACCGUGCGUAACCGGCAGUAGCCGGAGGCGAGCUUUUUCAUGCACGCACGACCGUGCGUGUCCCACGCACGACCGUGCGUGGACCCCAGCCGCCCGAAACCUAAGUUUUCCAUCUCGUUCUUCUACGAUUGGACCCCCGUUUGAUUCUGAACCUUUAUAUGAACCUAUUAACCUCCAAAAAGGUGUCCUAAACCAUUAGAAAAGGUAUCUUACAUGGUGUAUACAUGUAGGAACAUUAAAGAUUAAUGGGAAGGAUGCACGAAUCCUUAUCGAUACCGGAGCGCAACGUUCGUUCGUGAGUGAGGCGUUCGCCGAGGACUUAGGGGUACAAUCAAUACCAAUGACGCACACAUUAGUGGUAUCAACACCACUAGGGGAUGACGUUGAAAGAACUAGUUACUAUCCAUCUUGUGAGGUGGAAAUUGAUGGCCAAACCUUGACGUGUGAUUUCGUACCGCUGAGUAUGAUGGAGUUCGAUGCAAUCCUAGGGAUGGAUUGGCUAGAAAAGCAUCAUGCUAGGGUAGAUUGCUACACAAAGGUUUUGGAACUCGAAGGCAAUAAUGGGGACACCCUACGCUUCGAGGGGGAUCGAGGCAAAUCAAACAGUUGUAUUAUCUCCGCCGUGAGAGCGAGAAGUAUGAUGAGAAAGGGAUGUCACGCAUAUCUAGCAUACGUGGUUGACAAAACCAAGGAGGAAACGAACAUUGACGACGUGAGGGUGGUUUGUAAGUACCCGGAUGUCUUCCCUAAAGACCUACCGGGGCUUCCACCUGAUAGGGAGAUUGAAUUUGUGAUCGAGGUCGAGCCUGGUACCAAACCAAUCUCCAUACCGCCAUACCGUAUGGCACCCGCUGAACUUAACGAGUUGAAAACCCAAUUGCAGGAGCUUUUGGAUAAUGGUUUCAUUAGACCCAGCCACUCCCCGUGGGGAGCACCAGUUCUUUUUGUGAAAAAGAAAGAUGGGACACUCCGAAUGUGCAUUGACUAUCGUCAACUGAACAAGGUCACAAUCAAGAAUAGGUAUCCUUUGCCUAGGAUUGAUGACUUAUUUGAUCAACUACGAGGAGCAACCGUGUUUUCAAAGAUUGACUUGAGGUCGGGGUACCACCAAUUGAAGAUUAAGGAGGAUGACAUACCAAAGAGUGCUUUCCGCACAAGGUGUGGGCAUUUUGAAUUCCUUGUUAUGUCGUUUGGGUUAACAAACGCCCCGGCGGCAUUCAUGGACUUGAUGAACCGAGUAUUUCAUAAAUACUUGGACCGAUUCGUGAUUGUGUUCAUAGAUGACAUCUUGAUUUACUCAAGGAGUGAAGAAGAGCAUGAAGAACACUUGAUACUUGUUCUUGAGACACUACGGGAGAAGCAACUCUAUGCCAAAUUUUCUAAAUGUGAAUUUUGGCUAAAGGAGAUUGGCUUCCUCGGGCACGUGGUUUCUGGAUCGGGAAUUGCUGUUGAUAACAAGAAGAUAGAAGCCAUUACCGAAUGGGAGAGGCCAAAGAACGUCAAGGAAAUUCGUAGUUUCCUUGGAUUGGCAGGCUACUACAGGAAGUUCGUGGAGAAGUUCUCUGUUUUGGCAUCACCAUUGACGAAGCUCACUCGUAAAGGGGCUAAGUUUGUAUGGGAUGACAAAUGUGAGAAGGGGUUCAUGGAACUAAAGAAACGAUUGACCGAGGCACCGGUACUUGCAUUACCCAAACAGGGUGUGGGGUACGAUGUCUAUAGCGAUGCGAGCAUCCAAGGGCUUGGGUGUGUACUGAUGCAGAAUGGGAGGGUAAUCGCCUAUGCUUCACGACAGUUGAAGAAGCAUGAGGUGAAUUAUCCUACUCAUGAUUUGGAGCUGGGGGCAGUGGUGUUUGCACUGAAGAUAUGGAGACAUUAUCUCUACGGGGAGACAUGUCACAUAUACACUGAUCACAAGAGCUUGAAAUACGUGUUUACUCAGAAAGAGCUAAACAUGAGACAGAGACGGUGGAUGGAGUUGAUAAAAGACUACCAUCUGGUGAUAGAGUAUCACCCAGGCAAGGCUAACGUGGUGGCAGAUGCCUUGAGCCGGAAAAGCUCGUCUGGGCCAUUGCUAGCUAAUUUGAGGGCAUUAAGAGCCCAACUGGAGGUAUCCAGCGAUGGUGCCUUAUUGGCACGAUUUGAGGUGAGACCUACGCUACUUGAUGAGAUCAAGAAGGGUCAGGAAACGGACGAAGAAAUUAUGAAGAUCCGGGAACGCAUAGAAGCAGGACUGGUGGAGGACUUCAGAGAAAGAGAUGACGGUCUUUUAUUAUUUCGUGACCGAGUGUGUGUACCGGCAGAUGAUGAGCUCCGAAAGUCCAUCUUAGAGGAAGCUCAUUCAUCGGCUUAUGCCAUGCACCCAGGGGGCACGAAGAUGUACCGCGACUUGAAGGAGAGUUACUGGUGGUCGGGUAUGAAGAGAGAAAUAGCCGAAUAUAUCAGUCGAUGCCUUACAUGUCAACAAGUUAAGGCAGAACAUCAGCAUCCAGCAGGCUUAUUGCAACCACUUUCCAUUCCUGAAUGGAAGUGGGAACACGUGACUAUGGAUUUUGUGGUAGGUUUACCACGAACAAUCAGGAACUAUGAUGCAGUUUGGGUUGUGGUUCACGAAGAGUGCACACUUCUUGCCUAUCAACACUACUUACCCACUUGAGAGGUUAGCCAAAUUGUAUACGGAUGAGAUCGUGAGGCUGCACGGGGUCCCAGUGACCAUUGUAUCUGAUAGAGACCCACGAUUCACAUCACGUUUUUGGCCAAAAUUUCAGGAGUCUAUGGGAACGAGGUUGAAGUUCAGUACUGCUUUCCACCCACAGACGGAUGGGCAGUCUGAAAGAGUCAUACAGAUCCUAGAAGACAUGCUGAGGGCUUGUGCAUUGGAGUUCCAAGGAAGUUGGGACAACCACUUAGCACUUGUGGAGUUUGCCUAUAACAACAGUUAUCAGGCAAGCAUCGGCAUGCCUCCAUACGAGGCAUUGUAUGGGAGGAGAUGUCGUACACCGUUAUGCUGGGACGAGGUCGGCAUGGCCAAACUCGAGGGUACUGAGUUGGUUGAGGUCACCAAAUCAAAGGUGAAGUUGAUUCGAGAGAGACUCAAAGCGGCUCAGGAUAGACAAAAGAGUUAUGCAGAUAAGCGUCGAAGAACCUUAGAGUUUAAGGUUGAUGACGAGGUAUUCUUGAAAGUUUCUCCUUGGAAAGGGAUCAUUCGAUUCCAAACCCGAGGAAAACUUAACCCACGAUAUAUAGGUCCAUUCAGAAUUAUAGAGAGGAUUGGGGCCGUAGCAUAUCGUCUACAGUUGACUCCUGAGUUAGAGAAGAUACAUAAUGUGUUCCAUGUAUCCAUGCUUAAGAAGUAUGUGCAUGAUCCCUCUCACGUAUUGGAAAAGCCGCCUGUGGAGGUACGUGAGGAUUUGAACUACGCGGUGCAACCAAUCAGGGUCACCGACAGGAAGGUGAAGAAAUUGAGGAGUAAAGAAGUCCCAAUGGUGAAAGUUCUUUGGAAGAGCGAUCGGGUCGAAGAAGAGACAUGGGAGAAAGAGGCUUUGAUGAGGAAGCAGUAUGCUUUCCUAUUCGAGUAGAGCUGUGAAUUUCGGGGACGAAAUUCCUGUUAAGGGGGGGGUGAACUUGUGACACCGCACCCAAACGUCCUUGAAAAUUUAGUUUUAAAAUUCAAAGUUUAUGUAUUGGAUUUCUGAUUCCCAAACGAUUGUAAAACGAUUAAUGUUUUACGUAAUUAAUGAUCGAUUAUUGUACUGAUCGAACUCGUAUAUUAGUAUCGGGCCUUAGUAAUAAAUAAGAGAGCCCAACAUUAUCAAAUUAAGUGAUAGGAUGAUUAGAGAAGAAUACAAAUGUCUAUAGUCCCAUCUUUGACAUUAUUGAGCUAAAUAAUGGGAGUAUGACUUUUUCCUUCUAUAAUAUCCAUCAAGUAAAUUAUUGGGAUGAGCCUACACAUAUUGGAAAUAAAUAAUGUGAUGUAGGAAGUUGACUUGUUCUAAAUAAAUUAGAAUGAGUACAAAAAGUCAUCUUUUGACAAAAGAUAAAAUAAUAGGACCCAUCUUUCCAUUUUUGGAAGUAUUGAUAGAUAUUUUGGACCCCAAAUUGAAUGGGAUCAAUUGGGAACCAUCCCACAUGACCUUGGUACCUGCAAGACAAAGGAAAAUGGGUGAGACAACUAUGUGGGGCGGACUUUUGACUCAUGAACUACAACAUUACAAAAAGGAAAUAAAAGAGGAGGUCCACACCAUGUUUGAUUGCAAUCAAAUACCCUACCCUUCUUUUUGUGAACCACAUGCUCUCUUAGCAUGAUUGAGGCCUCCUAAUACACUCCCCCUACACCCCAUUCGAACUCCCCAAGAUAAGAGAGAAGGAGAGAGCCACAUAACAAAGAUAAGCCAAAGAGAGAGCAAGCUGUCCGCAGAUUCGUUCUUCAGUGCGUAGCUCUGAUUGUUUGAGCCAUAACUUGAGCUUCACUCGUCCAAAUAAGGCGUAUGAUAUACCAAAAGAAAGCUCUCAAGACGAGGAAUCCGUGAAGGUCUGGUUUGCAGAAAUCGGAGUAGUGGAAGGCUUCCAAACCGUCCGAACAAAACACAACCUCGCAGAAGAGGAUUUAAUCUUCUAAAGAAACGAGUUAACCGGAAAACACCCAUUCUAGGGGCUGUUUUCGUAUCAACGAUUAAGGGUUGAACUAGCACUUUGAGGAGGCUGUUUAACACUUAUAUUUGAGCAAGGAAUUAGUUCCAAAUCCACCUUGACCAAAGCUUUGACCAUUGGACCAAGAAGGGAAAGUUUAAAGCUCAAUUGAGGUUGAGGCUAGAGCUUGCUUCCUGUGCUCGUUGCUCGAGAGAUCAUCUAGGAGCGAAGACUUGGUUCGUGCUUCCUCCAUUCGGAUUUUAAACAUUAAUAAACAUGCUCAUGGAUAUUUUAUUAUAGAGCCUGCGUGCUCAUGAAUAGCCCUACGUGGCCCUUUCGUUUUAAACAAUGUUUUCCGCUGCUUUAUGAAUUACUUAUUAUGUUGUUUAUGGAUGAUUUAUGUGUGAAUGAUAUUCAUGACGCCUUGUAUAA